Messenger RNA from Ophidiomyces ophidiicola, 1758 nucleotides. RefSeq names its product Mitochondrial-processing peptidase subunit alpha (gene MAS2). Gene Ontology annotation, molecular function: metalloendopeptidase activity; metal ion binding. The record is from RefSeq and is a predicted model, not a curated record. NCBI's taxonomy places the organism in Eukaryota, Fungi, Ascomycota, Eurotiomycetes, Onygenales, Onygenaceae. Gene Ontology annotation, cellular component: mitochondrion. The transcript is spliced from 2 exons. Bases 1 to 1758 code for a protein of 585 amino acids.
AUGCGUCGCUUUGCAUUAAAACCAGGCUCACUUCAGUCGUUAACACGCGCCCACUCUAUACCAAAAUCUACCCUGCCUUGGACUAAACGCUUCGCCCAAGUCAACGCUGCAAACUCGGCAAAGGAUCCCGUCGAGCUUGAUCGAGUUACUCAGCUUCCAAAUGGCCUCCGCGUCGCAACCGAAUCCCUUCCCGGCCCCUUUGCCGGCGUAGGUGUCUACGUCGACGCCGGCUCCCGCUACGAGAAUGAUAGCCUGCGCGGUGUCAGCCAUAUAAUAGACCGACUUGCUUUCAAAUCAACCAAGCAUCGAGAUGGAGACCAGAUGCUUGAGACUCUCGAAUCUCUCGGCGGAAACAUCCAGUGUGCGUCGUCCCGCGAAUCGCUCAUGUAUCAAUCUGCCAGUUUCAAUUCAGCAGUGCCUACGACGCUUGGAUUGCUUGCGGAGACGAUUCGCGAGCCUCUGAUUACGGAUGAGGAAGUGCGGAUGCAACUGGAUGUAGCUGAGUAUGAGAUUCGAGAGCUGUGGGCGAAGCCAGAGAUGAUUUUGCCAGAGCUAGUGAAUAUGGCAGCGUAUAAGGAUAACACGCUAGGUAAUCCGCUGCUAUGUCCAAAAGAAAGACUGAACGAAAUCAACCGGACCACGGUUGAGAAGUACCGAGAUAUAUUUUAUCGACCGGAGAGAAUUGUCGUAGCCUUCGCUGGCGUGCAGCAUGAGGAGGCGGUCAAGUUGACUGAAAAGUUUUUCGGAGAUAUGGAGAAGCGAGAUGACCUACCAACAUUAGAAGGUGAUGAAAAGGUGCCUACAUUCCCAGCAUUUUCGCCCUCGUCGACUACACCAACCGAAUCAUCUGUAUCAUCGCCACCGCCAAGCCCAUCUUCACCCGCCUCGUCGACAUCCUCGAGCGUUUUCUCACGGAUACCCUUCUUCAAAAAUCUUUCCACUUCUGCAGCACAUGGUGCUUCCGUCUCGCCUUUAUCUUCAGACCUUUUACUGCCCUCCACCUUAAACCUCACUCAGCCAUCACAUUAUACUGGUGGUUUCCUCUCCCUACCACCAAUUCCACCUCCAGCUAAUCCUGCCCUCCCCCGUCUCAGCCAUGUGCACCUCGCCUUCGAAGCGCUGCCAAUCUCUUCACCCGAUAUUUAUGCCCUGGCGACACUCCAAACCCUCCUGGGAGGCGGCGGCUCCUUUUCUGCAGGCGGUCCCGGAAAGGGAAUGUACUCACGCCUAUAUACUAAUGUCUUGAACCAAUUCGGCUGGGUAGAAAGUUGCAUGGCAUUCAACCUUAGCUAUACCGACAGCGGGCUAUUUGGAAUCGCCGCGUCUUGCAGCCCAACCCACAUUAAAAGUAUGAUCGACGUCAUGUGCCGUGAGUUACAGGCGCUCACCUUAGAAGGCGGACACUCAGCGCUCCAGCCUACCGAGGUCAAUCGCGCGAAGAAUCAGCUACGAUCUUCGUUGCUGAUGAAUCUUGAGUCGCGCAUGGUUGAGCUGGAGGACUUGGGCAGACAAGUGCAAGUCCACGGGCGCAAAAUCGGCGUCAUGGAGAUGUGCAGACAGAUCGAAGCCGUGACCGUGGCAGAUCUGCGCCGCGUGGCGAAGGAUGUGUUUUUUGGAAGAGUGAGGAACCCGGGCAAUGGGACCGGACGCCCCACAGUGGUCAUGCAAGAGGGUGAAAUGGAGGGUGUGAGAUUAAACCCAUCUAGUUGGGAGGAAGUCCAGCAGAGGAUUUCCAGAUGGCACUUGGGCAGAAAUUGA